Messenger RNA from Sorghum bicolor (sorghum), 3031 nucleotides. RefSeq lists its product as uncharacterized. The transcript is spliced from 7 exons. Bases 353 to 2644 code for a protein of 763 amino acids. NCBI's taxonomy places the organism in Eukaryota, Viridiplantae, Streptophyta, Magnoliopsida, Poales, Poaceae. The record is from RefSeq and is a predicted model, not a curated record.
CACCUUGCUUGCUCAAUAUCUCUCUCUCUCUCUCCUUUCCUCCGUGAGUUGCGUCUCCACCUCUCCUCCCCCUUCCUUCCUUGCUCGUCUUCCCCACCCAAUCCAUUCCAUUCCAUUCCAACCCCCGGUCCCCGAGGCUGGCUGUGGCCGCCGCUCCGGCUCUGGCUCCCCGCAAUCCAACCUCCAAUCGCUCGCGAAUGCCGCCUCCUCGCCGCGGCCCCAACCCCGCCCUAAUCCCCACCCCGUCGCCUCCGCAUUAGCCAUCUCCCCACCAAUCCCUGCUCCUCGCGUUAGGGUUAGGGCACGGGCACGGGCACCCCAUCUAUCUAUCUAUUGCGACACACAGGACGCCAUGGACGAGUACCAUCACCACCACCACCGCAUGGGCGCCGCCGCCGACUUCCGCCGCGACCUCGAGGACCUCGUCUGCGACCACCUCGGCGGCUGCUUCUCCCCGCCCCCGUCCUCCUCCUCCUCCUGCUCCGCCGCGGCGGGGGGAGGCGCCGCGGACCAUGAGCCCGACGGCGAGGCCGAGUCGUCGGCGGCGCGCAGGCGGAGGCGGGAGUCGCGCCUCCUCAGCCGCUGGGUCGCGCGCCAGGCCGAGGAGGUGCUCUCCUCCAUGGAGCGCGAGGUCGAGCGCCGCAACCGCGAGGCCGAGCUCCUCGCGCUUGCGCGCCUCCACCCGGUCUCCACCCUCGACCCAUCCUCCUUCCUCCUCUCCUCGCCCGCCACGCCGCCGCCGCCGCGCCCGCAGGCGCCCUCCCCCGCCGCGCCCUCCUCGCUCCUGCAGAUGUGGCGCGAGCUCGAGCACCGCCGCGCCGACGCCCACCCCUUCGACCGCGAGCCCACCCCGGACAACGCCGACCGUGACCGCGAGCGCGUGCGCCAGAUCGCGCGACGCCUCACCGACACCGCCGACAGUCCAACGGCCGCCGCCGCCGCAGCCACAGCUAACGGGGAGUGGCUCGGCGAGACGGAGAGGCAGAGGGUCAGGCUCGUAAGGGAGUGGGUGCAGAUGGCCAGCCAGCCACGUGACUCUCGUGCGGGUGUGCGCAGGGACGAGCCUGCUGCCGGCGCCGACAGGGACAGGCGAGGGGAGCCUCCUCGGCUACGAGGCCGGCAGGCGAGAUUGGAUGUCAUCAGCCGGAUGGCCAGGGAGCGUCAGCGCGAGCUGCAGGGAAUAUCAGGGUACCAUGUCGUGUCCGAGUUCCCUCGCCGCAGCCGCAACCGCAUCCAGGGAUUGCUUAGGGGGAGGUUCUUGAGGAAUGGGGCGCUUCCGGUUGAAGAGGAGCGACCACCAUCUGUGGCAGCGAGGGAGCUCGGGCAGUUGAGGCAGAGCCAUCGUAUGCCCGCCUUGAGAUCAGAGAGUGUUGCAAGUAGUCAAGAUGUUAGCCAAUCUGAUGCUUCUGUGCCUGAGAGUGUUAGAUUACUAGUUAAUGAUGAAUCUCAGCAAGUGGCUGAUGUGGCUUUUACUGAUACUGAGGAUACUGCCCAAACGUUGCUGGAGAAUGUGGAUUUACAAGAAAUGGAUGCAGAUCGUGCUGAGGCACACUCACCAAGUAUACCUUUGGAUGACAUGGUUGUAAUGCAAGAGUCUCUAACUCAAGGUGAUAACAUGCGGCAAGAUGAGACAGAAGAUGACACGGGAUUCUGGCAGUCAUCUUUGGAUGGCAGGCUUGAUAGGUGGCCCAGUGAUAUUGAUGAAGGUGCUGACAGAACUUGGGAAGAUAAUGCAGAAGACUUGCACAGUGAAACUGUGGAGGAGGAUGACAGGGAGCAUGGUCAUCUACAAGAAGAGCAUGAUGGAUGGCAUGAUGACGAGUCUCAUGGUACCAUGGAGAACUGGCAAGAUGAUUACCAAGAUUCCACACUUGAUACAGGCCCCAUUCCUAGGACCGAAAAUAGGUUUAUUCCACCUGAUGAUGACAAUGUGUACAGCAUGGAACUUAGAGAAUUACUUAGCAGGCGAAGUGUGUCCAAUCUUCUUAGUAAUGGCUUUGGUGAAAGUUUGGAGCGAUUAAUAAGGUCAUAUGUUCAACGGCGUGGUCAUGGUCCCCUCAACUGGAAUCUUGAUGCAGCCAUGCCCCCUACGAAUGCACCAAAUGCAAAUCAGGAACAAGAAAGGAACCCUGAAACACGGCAAUUCCAGGGUCCGGUCAAUAGACCUGCCCUUGUUAUCCCUCCUCCACCUUUGCCACCGCGACAACCAUUAUGGCACAGAGAACUGCGUCAUAACAACUGGAGCAGCAGACACAGGGAAUGGGAUGCUAUUAAUGAUUUAAGAGCUGACAUGGGUAGACUCCAGCAAGGGAUGAGCAGCAUGCAGAGGAUGCUGGAAGCGUGCAUGGAUAUGCAGCUGGAAUUGCAGCGUUCUGUGAGACAAGAAGUGUCAGCUGCCUUGAAUCGAUUUGCAGGACCUGAAGGAUUCUCGAUGGAUCUGUCUGACGAUGGAUCAAAAUGCAAUCAAGUGAGGAAAGGAACCUGCUGCAUAUGCUGCGAUACGCAAAUCGAUUCUCUACUGUACAGGUGUGGACACAUGUGUACUUGCUCGAAAUGUGCAAAUGAGCUGGUGCGCAGCGGUGGCAAGUGCCCGCUCUGCCGGGCUCCCAUCGUGGAGGUGGUCCGCGCAUACUCAGUAUUGUAAAGUGGUGGAAGAUACAGUCAGUAGGAAAGGGAAUAAGUUAACGGCAAGUGAAGUUUUGCUGCAAGUGAAGAAAAGGGACCCCGGAAAAAAAAAAUUGCUCUCGUUUUGCUCCUUCAUUCUUCGUUUCUUCUUCUUUGUGUAUCUAUAGGGGAGGCUACUUACGUUGCCUGCAUAUUCGUUGCCUUGCUGCUUUGCGUCGCCGAGACGCAGGCGGCAAAGGGCGUGCCAUUGAUUUUUGGAAGAGCUUGCGUUGGGAUGGGAAGGUGUGUCUCCAUGCAAGCUGUUUCACUGUAUAUUUAUACACUGACUGAUCCUCAACCGAAGCAGACACCUGCAAUGCAUUGAUAUAUACAAGGUUCCCUGACUACUAUCUAGUCCUUGUUUUCC